Grus americana (Whooping crane) is the source of this 2961-nucleotide messenger RNA. It is a transcript of the gene TRAPPC6B, whose product is annotated as trafficking protein particle complex subunit 6B. The coding region runs from base 842 to 1318 and encodes 158 amino acids. Gene Ontology annotation, cellular component: trans-Golgi network; TRAPP complex; cis-Golgi network. The record is from RefSeq and is a predicted model, not a curated record. NCBI's taxonomy places the organism in Eukaryota, Metazoa, Chordata, Aves, Gruiformes, Gruidae. Gene Ontology annotation, biological process: regulation of GTPase activity; endoplasmic reticulum to Golgi vesicle-mediated transport. The transcript is spliced from 6 exons.
CCGAGGCCGCCGCGCCAGGGAAGCCAAUAGGCGGGGACGUUACUGAGGGCUGGCGCGCUGCUCCGUGGCGCGCAAACCCGAGGGGUGGUGGCGGCCUCACGGGCGGGUCCGCUUUUGCGCUCUCGCUUCUCGCCCGAAGCUGCUUUGCUUGGUCUUCGCUGGCUGGCUGUUCGUUUAACGGCUGUAAAACUCCGUUACUGGACGUUAUUCGUAACGCCUGGGGCGGCGAACUGCACUCUUCCCCGGCAGACAGGCGGUGCCGUUUCUGUGGAGAGGCGGCGGUGAGCCGCCAGGCGCGGAGCCGCUUCCAUUUCACAGAAAAUGGAAGGCAGGUGAACGAAUGACGUUCUAAAGGCAAUAAAACCUCCACGUGUGUCGUCCCCGUCCCCCCUCCUUGCCGCCCCAGUUUCAGCAGUAAGGGGUGCGGAGGGCAGCCCCGCAGGGAAGAGACGUGCUUGUCCCCCAGCUCCGGCCCCUUCACGGCACUCGCUCGGGCAGCCCCGGUUCGCGCCACCACCCCAGGCAGCGAGCUCUGGAAAGGGGUAACGUCAAAGGCCCUUCCCCGCCUCAGGAGAGGCUUUGGCCGGCGCCAGCGAGCCGCGGCAGGCCCGCCCUGGGCGGCGGCAGGCGGGAAUGCCGAGCGGUUCCCUGACGGAGAAACCCAGUCAAGCCGCCGCUGCUGGGCCACUCCGCCUCGGUCAGGAGCAUCAAAGGCUGUGAGGGCCCGGUCGCGCCGCACCGCCCCUUCCGGCGACGAGAGGGCGUGCGGCGCGGCGGCGGCGAGCCCCGGCGGCAGCUGGCUGUUGCCGCGGCGCCGGUGUAGCUCCACUGCGGAGCAGAGAUGGCGGACGAGGCGCUCUUCCUGCUGCUGCACAACGAGAUGGUGGCGGGGCUGUACCGCGCUGCCGAGCAGGGCGAAGGGGAGAACGGCCGCUGCACCACCAAGCUGGAGAGCAUGGGCUUCCGCGUCGGGCAGGGGCUGAUCGAGAGGUUUACAAAAGAUACUGCCAGGUUCAAGGAUGAAUUAGAUAUUAUGAAGUUCAUUUGCAAAGAUUUUUGGACAACUGUAUUCAAAAAACAAAUAGAUAACCUGAGGACUAAUCAUCAGGGUAUUUACGUCCUUCAGGAUAACAAAUUUCGUCUCUUAACACAAAUGUCUGCAGGAAAGCAGUAUUUAGAACAUGCACCAAAGUAUUUAGCAUUUACCUGUGGACUAAUCAGAGGAGGCCUAUCGAAUUUGGGAAUAAAGAGUAUUGUAACAGCUGAAGUUUCAUCAAUGCCUGCAUGUAAAUUUCAAGUGAUGAUACAGAAGAUGUAGAGCACAUUCAAAUCUGGGUAUCUACCUUAAAAAUCCUUUGUGUGUGGAUGCAGUAUCUUGGUUCAGCUUUGUACAUAACUUGUAAAUUAUAGCAGUGUGCAGCACAAUUCCAAAAUAUAUAAUAAAUGUUCAUCAAAAUAACUUAACGCUAUCCUUGUAUCUUGGUAGGAAAUUUAUUCUAUACCAAGGUAUUGAUGUCCAUGUGGUAAAAACUGCCUGUUCAAAAGUUUUCAACAAGAUUUAAAUUAUCAAACCAGUACAUAUGGAAGACCAGGGACACCUUUUGAGAACAGAGUAAAAGCCUGAGCAAGGCUAAAUUAGAAUAAGUAACUAAUGUUUCUUCUGUCACCUAACAUGCCAAAAUGCUGCCUUUCUUUAUUCACUCUGAACUGUGAGGCACCAAUUGCUUUUCUAUUAUUCUGAGGAAGCCAUUAUCACAUGAACUGAGUGUCUUCAUUAAAGGUGUUAAGUUGGAGGUUUAGUUCCUUUGUAGGAAUAAUAUGAGCCAGUAGAAAAAAGAACUUAUUUCUACAUAGUUAAACAGUACCUCCUACGUCCCUAAAAUUAGCAGCUGUUUUUUUGGUGACAGAAUAAUUUUACAGCUAAAGUCAUCUACUACUGGCCAAAGAAGGAAAUUUGUUUUAGCUUGUUCAUAAAUUCAAUAUUAACAUAAUUGUUUUUAAUUGCUAGCUACAACUCACUUCUGUAGUGAGUGUGCAUAUGGGGUUUGUGUAGCAAGGUUUUGGUAGCGGGGGGCUACAGGGGUGGCUUCUGUGAGAAGCUGCUAGAAGCUCCCCCUGUGUCUGAUAGAGCCAAUGCCAGCCGGCUCUAAGACGGGCCUGCCGCUGGCCAAGGCCAAGCCCAUCAGUGAUGGUGGUAGUGCCUCUGGGAUAACAGAGUUAAGAAGGGGAAAAAAACAACAACUGGGCAACAAACUGCAGCCAGAGAGAGGAGUGAGAAGAUGUGAGAGGAACAGCCCUGCAGACACCCAGGUCAGGGAAGGAGGAGGAGGUGCUCCAGGCGCCAGAGCAGAGAUCCCCCUGCAGCCCCUGGAGAAGACCAUGGUGAAGCAGGCUGUCCCCCUGCAGCCCAUGGAGGUUGAUGGGGGAGCAGAUACCCACCUGCAGCCCGUGGAGGACCCCAUGCUGGAGCAAGUGGAUGCCCAAAGGAGGCUGUAAUCCCAUGGGAAGCUCGCGCUGCAGCAGGGUCCUGGCAGGACCUGUGGCCCCAUGGAGAGAGGAGCCCAUGCUCCCAGCAGGUUUGCUGGCAGGACUUGUGACCCCGUAGAAGGGACCCACGCUGGAGCAAUUUGUGAACAAAUGCAGCCUGUGGGAAGGACUCAUGCUGGAGAAGUUCAUGGAGGACUGUCUCCUAUGGGAGAAACCCCAUGCUGGAGCAGGGGAAGAGUGUGAGGAGUCCUCCCCCUGAGGAGGAAGGAGCGGUAGAGACAACGUGUGAUCAACUGACCACAACCCUCAUUCCACUGUCCCUCUCUGCCACCGGGAGGGAGGAGGUGGAGAAAAUCGGGAGUGAAAUUGAGCCUGGGAAGAAGGGCGGGCUGAGGAGAGGUUUUUAAGAUUUGGUUUUCUUUCUCAUUACUAGACUCUGAUUUGGCUGGUAAUAAAUUAAUUUCCCCAUGUUGA